Molecule: messenger RNA, 1228 nt
Organism: Fundulus heteroclitus (mummichog)
Lineage: Eukaryota; Metazoa; Chordata; Actinopteri; Cyprinodontiformes; Fundulidae
Product: olfactory receptor 11A1-like
Exons: 1
Coding region: 269-1228 (319 amino acids)
Biological process (GO): G protein-coupled receptor signaling pathway
Cellular component (GO): membrane
Molecular function (GO): olfactory receptor activity; G protein-coupled receptor activity
Source: RefSeq, a predicted model, not a curated record
UGUUACUGUGGGUGUAUCUCUGUGUGGACUCUUUAAGAGAAGCAGAAGCAGAUCUGAGCUCAGUUAGGAGUCUUGACAUGAAUCACUGUCCUGACUUGCUGCUGGCUGUAGCUGUGAGGCGUUUCCACAGUUAACUUCUUGAUCCCUUUGUUUAGUGAAAACAUGCACUGUUGCUGAUUUUUAUGAUGAUUUCAUUUUUAUAACUCUUUUAGUGCUUAUAGAGAUGGAUCAGUUUUAUUUUUACUUUCUCAUCCACUGACCCACCUCUAUGAUUGUUUUGCAAACUAAAACAAGGAUGAAAAUUAAUUCCACUCAGGUUUUUUAUUUUACUCUUAGUGCCUACAUUGACACUGGUUCGGUAAAGUACUUCUCUUUUCUCAUCGUCCUGUGUCUAUAUGUCCUGAUCGUUGGCUCUAACGUGCUGCUGAUCGUGGUGAUCUGUGUGAACAGGAGCUUACAUGAACCUAUGUACAUGUUUCUGUGCAGCCUGUUUGUGAAUGAACUGUACGGUAGCACAUCGUUGUUCCCCUUCCUGCUGGUCCAGAUCCUCUCUGAUGUUCACAUUAUUUCUGCUCCACUCUGUUUUCUGCAGAUUUUCUCUGUUUAUACGUAUGGAAGUGUAGAGUUUACCAACUUAGCCGUCAUGUCUUAUGACAGGUAUGUUGCUAUCUGCCAUCCUCUGCAGUAUAACUCAGUGAUGACUUCACGGAAAAUGGUCUUUCUGGUCUCCAUCACAUGGUUACCCCCUGUUUUAACAGUUGGUGGCACCAUUGUUUUAAGUUCUUCUCUGCAGCUCUGUGGGAACCUCAUUAAUAAGAUUUACUGCGACAAUCACUCCAUCAUUAAACUGGCCUGUAAUGAACCCAGAGUCAAUAACAUCUAUGAACUUUUUAUGACUUUUCUCACAGUCUGUGUUCCUGGGUCUGUGAUUCUCUACACCUACAUGAGGAUCCUUAAGGUGUGUUUUUCUGGCUCCAAACAGACCCGGCAGAAAGCUGUCAGUACCUGCACCCCUCACCUUGCUUCAGUUAUCAACUUCUCUUUUGGUGUUUCCUUUGAAAUCUUACAGAGUAGAUUUAACAUGAAUAAUGUUCCCAGCAUGUUAAGAAUAUUUUUAUCACUGUAUUUUCUUACUUGUCAGCCAGUCUUUAACCCGCUUCUGUAUGGCCUAAACAUGUCCAAAAUUCGCAGCCUGUGCAAGAAGCUGUUUCAGAAUUUUUUAUCAUGA